This is a messenger RNA of Echinops telfairi (small Madagascar hedgehog), 4183 nucleotides long. RefSeq names its product ERCC excision repair 6 like, spindle assembly checkpoint helicase (gene ERCC6L). Bases 162 to 3824 code for a protein of 1220 amino acids. The transcript has 2 exons. Gene Ontology annotation, molecular function: ATP binding; ATP-dependent chromatin remodeler activity; DNA translocase activity. Lineage: Eukaryota; Metazoa; Chordata; Mammalia; Afrosoricida; Tenrecidae. The record is from RefSeq and is a predicted model, not a curated record.
CGUCCAGAGGGUUUGCGGAAGCCGCGUCCUUGAGCCCAGAGCAGACCGCUCAUUACCUGAGAUAUGUGAAAGAGGCCAAAGAAGCAGCUAAGAAUGGAGAUCUGGAAGAAGCCUUUAAACUGUUCAAUUUGGCAAAGGACAUUUUUCCCAAUGAAAAGGUGAUGAGCAGAAUCAAAAAAUUACAGGAAGCAUUGGAGGAGUUGGCAGAACAUGGAGAAGAUGAGUUCACAGAUGUGUGCAACUGUGGCUUGCUGCUUUAUCGAGAACUGCACAACCAGCUCUUUGAGCACCAGAAGGAAGGUGUCGCUUUCCUGUAUAGCCUGUACAGGGAUGGAAGAAAAGGUGGUAUUUUGGCAGACGAUAUGGGAUUAGGAAAGACUCUUCAAAUCAUCGCUUUCCUUUCUGGUAUGUUUGAUGCUGCACUUGUGAAUCAUGUGCUGUUAAUCAUGCCAACCAAUCUUAUUACUACGUGGAUAAAAGAGUUUGUCCGUUGGACUCCGGGAAUGAGAGUCAAAGCCUUUCAUGGUCCUAGCAAAGAUGAACGCACCAGAAACCUCAGUCGAAUUCAGCAAAGGAAUGGUGUCAUUAUCACUACAUACCAAAUGCUAAUCAAUAAUUGGCAGCAGCUUUCAAGCAUGAAUGGCCAAGAAUUUGUGUGGGACUAUGUUAUCCUUGAUGAAGCACAUAAAAUAAAAACCUCAUCUACUAAAUCAGCAAUAUGUGCUCGUGCUAUCCCUGCAAAGAAUCGCAUCCUCCUCACAGGAACACCAAUUCAGAAUAACUUACAAGAAUUGUGGUCCCUAUUUGACUUUGCUUGUCAAGGAUCCCUAUUAGGGACGUUAAAAACUUUUAAAAUGGAGUAUGAAAAUCCUAUUACUAAGGCAAGAGAGAAGGAUGCUACCCCAGGAGAAAAAGCCUUGGGAUUUAAAAUAUCUGAAAAUUUAAUGGCAAUCAUAAAACCGUAUUUUCUCAGGAGGACUAAAGAAGAGGUACAGAAGAAAAAGUCAAGCAACCCAGACAUCAGAUUUAGUGAAAAUAAUCCAGAUGUUGAUGCCAUUUGUCAAAUGCCUUCCCUUUCCAGGAAAAAUGACUUAAUUAUUUGGAUACGUCUAGUACCAUUACAAGAAGAAAUAUAUAGGAAAUUUGUAUCUCUGGAUCAUAUCAAAGAGUUGUUAAUGGAGACACGCUCCCCUUUGGCUGAACUAGGUGUCUUAAAGAAGUUGUGUGAUCAUCCUAGGUUGCUUUCUGCACGGGCUUAUUGUUUACUGAAUCUAGGGGGAUCUAAGUUCUCUUCUCAAAAUGAAAAUGAGAGGGAAGAAUCUUCAGAUGUGAGCCAUCUUUAUCAAGUAACUGAUGAUACAUUGAUGGAAGAAUCUGGAAAAAUGAUAUUCCUAAUGAACCUACUUAUGAGACUGCGGGAUGAAGGACAUCAAACUUUGGUCUUUUCUCAAUCGAGACAAAUUCUAAACUUUAUUGAACAUCUCUUAAAGAAAAGGCACUUUAAGACACUGCGAAUCGAUGGAACAAUUACUCAUCUCUUGGAACGAGAAAAAAGAAUAAAAUUAUUCCAGCAAAAUAAAGAUUACUCUGUUUUUCUGCUUACCACUCAAGUUGGUGGUGUUGGUUUAACCCUAACUGCAGCAACUAGAGUGGUCAUUUUUGACCCUAGCUGGAACCCUGCAACUGAUGCUCAAGCUGUGGAUAGGGUUUACCGAAUUGGACAAAAAGAAAAUGUUGUAGUGUACAGGCUAAUCACUUGUGGGACUGUAGAAGAAAAAAUAUACAGAAGACAAGUUUUCAAGGACUCGUUAAUAAGACAAACUACUGGUGAUAAGAAGAACCCUUUCAGAUAUUUUAGUAAACAAGAAUUAAGAGAGCUCUUUACAAUCGAGGAUUUUCAGAGCUCUGCAACCCAGCUGCAGCUGCAAUCUUUGCAUGCUGCUCAGAGAAGAUCGGAUGAUAAAUUGGACGAACAUAUUGCCUACCUGCACUCUUUGGGAAUCGCUGGAAUCUCAGACCAUGAUUUGAUAUUCAUGCAUGAUCUAUCUGUCAAAGAAGAACUGGAUAUGAUAGAAGAAUCUCAAUAUAUUCAACAAAGGGUUGAAAAAGCUCAGUUGCUUGUUGAAUUGGAAUCUCAAAAUACAGAGCUCCUGAUGGAAAGACAAAGAACAGUAAGUGAGGGGCCAUCGUUGAGAGAACCCGUGUUUCCUUCUCAAAAAAAGAAAUACCUUCAACUAAAUACACCACAAUUUCAGCCUUCACCUCUUACAUUUACCCAUCAUACACAGGAAGAAGAUAUCAGUGUACGAAUGGCAAAUGUAAUCAUUGAUGACGUGGCUGAAGAGAGUGAGAAACAAGAUCUCUCCAGUAUGAAGAUGAACGUUUCUGACCAGAAAGAUGAUAAGCACACAUGUGAAAAUAGACUGGACUCUGAGUUUACAGCUACUUUAUCCAGAGAGGGUGCAGAUGUAGAAGAAAUUUGCACUGAUUCUUUAUUGAAACUGGCAAGAAGCUUUACAACUGACACUGAGGCUUUACAGAAGGAGGCAUUGCAAGAGAGCUCUCUGGGAAGUUAUAACGGUUCACCUGGCAAAUCACUCAGGGCUGAUACUGGGCCAAAUCUAGAUCAACCAAAAGAUGAUGAAAUUCUACAUCACUGUAAUCUAUGGCCCACUAAUCCUAUAACAAGUCAAAAUGAAAAUGUAGAAUGUAAUUCAUCCAUUAUUGAGCUAGCUGAUGACUUGUCAGCAUCUCAUAUCACCCUGCAGGAUACUCAAACAAAUGAGGCCAAAUCAGAAGAGGAACCUUCAGCAUCUGCACAGUAUGCUUGGUCAGCACUCCACAGUUCACUGCAGGAUGCGCAAACAAAUGAGGGAAUGUCGGAAGAUGAGCCUUUCGCAUCGUCGCUACAGUAUGCAUGUGAUUUCAACCUUGUCUUGGAAGACUCUGCAGACAACAGGCAAAAUAUUUCCAGCCAGUGUUUGGAGCAUAGUGAGAAAGAAAACAAUUGGUGUAGUCCUGAAGCUAAUUCUAGAGCAGAGUUUGUGCAUAACAAAACAGGCCGUUUCAGUUUGGGUUUUUCUGAGAAAGACGAUGAAUCAGAAGUCUCAGUAGCUACUGCGAAAACCAGAAGUAAAGCUAGAAGGAUUGUUUCAGAUGGUGAAGAUGAAGAUAAUUCGUUUGAAGGCAUUUCAAGCACAAAUCCAUUCAGCACAUCACCCUUUCCAUUCUCAUCUGUGGAACAGUUUGAUGCUUCAACUCCUAAAAAGGACAUUAGUCCAUCUCAAACGUUCUUUUCCCCUAAAAUAGCUGUCAGUGGAAACAAGACUAUAAACUCUAGGCAAUCUCUGGCUUCUAGGCGAUCUCUUAUAAAUGUGGUUUUAGACCAUGUGGAGGAUAUGGAGGAAAGACUUGACAACAGCAGUGAAGCAAAAAGUACUGAUGAUUAUCUAGAAGAAGGAGCAGAGGGAAUCAGUGGAGAAACCUCAGAGAACGCAGAAGAGGAUCUUUCCCGAGAAAAGCAAUCUUCACAAAAUAAGUCCAGUUGGUUAACUCUGUCUAAUCCUGGUGCUUCAGUGUCGGAGACCCCUGUUGAUGACCCUGAGUCUUUGUCUGGUAGACAGUUAAUGGCUUCUACUCAUGACGAGGAAGUAGAGGCUGCAAGUGACUACGAGACUCUUGUAAUACGUGGAAAAGAAUUGAAAGAGUGUGGGAAAAUACAAGAGGCUCUCAAUUGCUUAGUUAAAGCACUAGACAUAAAAAGUGCAGAUCCCGAAGUCAUGCUCAUGACUUUAAGUUUGUAUAAGCAACUUAACAAAACUUAGUAAUUUGACAGUAUUUUAAAGUGGAAUUGAGUAUAAGGUAAUCUUUGUUUCCCUAAUUGGAUUCGUUGCGAGCAUUGCUUAAAGUGAGAGAGUUCUCAAAGGGGAAAUUUUUGUUUCUAACACUUGUAAAUUUGAUCAUUAGCUGUCCAACCUUCAGAAUACAAAUGAUCUUGUAUUCAUUUAGUAUUUCUUCAGUCAAAUUCUAUAUUUUGUAAGCAUAUGCAAUAAACAAUCGAAUUAUAUUACUUCUAGAAAGGUUUUUGUAAAAUUAUUCUGGCCAUUUUCCAUUUUCCAUAUAAAGUUACUGCCUUUGUAUAUCACGCUUCAGAUAACAAAAUUAAAGGUACUUUUCUCAAGUA